Molecule: messenger RNA, 1229 nt
Organism: Abrus precatorius (Indian licorice)
Lineage: Eukaryota; Viridiplantae; Streptophyta; Magnoliopsida; Fabales; Fabaceae
Exons: 9
Coding region: 268-1008 (246 amino acids)
Source: RefSeq, a predicted model, not a curated record
AUACUCACGUUACUUAUACACUAAACCGACCCUCUUCCUUCUCUGUCUCGUAACCGACCUUUUCCUCCGAUUAUCUGUUGAAGAGAGAAUGAUCAUAUUAGGAGUACCAUAUGGUGUUGAAAUUCUGCGUUGAUUAGUUACGCGUUUGUUGAUGGAUAUGUGGUUUCUUACCUCAAUGAUAGAUUAAAAUUUGAAGGAUGUCACUUGCUUAGAAUCGUUGAUGUAUGUGACGGAACAUUGACCAAAGGAUUGGUAGAAUUUGAGAGUAUGGAGUCUUCUAGCUUGACAUUGGCAAAAGCAUCAAAUGGUCUGUUUGAGAACCACAAAGAAGAUUUUCCUGCUGAUGUACCGGAAAGUAUUGGGGCUGAUGGUGAGCACAAGGUGACUAAUGAUGGUGAACACAAGGCGACUAAUGAUGGUGAAUAUAAUGAGUCACAUAGAGAGGAUGAAUCAGAAAAUUUCUCUGAUAUCGAUGAUCAGGAAGUUGAUGGGUACCUUCACAAUGAGGAGGAGAAGAAUUUCAAGAAGAUAAUAUGGGAAAAAUUGAAUCGAGAGUAUCUAGAGGAACAAGCAGUCAAGGAAACUGUGGCUGCUAAGAGAUCUUUUGAGGCAAAAUCCAGAACGGAAAUGAAACCAAAACGUUCUCGCCAGGUGAUAAAAUCAGGGCCUGCUCAAUCUGCUGCAGAGGAAACUCACCAAAUGUUGGGAACAAAGAGGCUCAGCUCCAAAAUCAAUUAUGAUCGCCUGUUUCAAUUAUUUAGUGAACCGGCAGAAGCGGAUAAUCUCAAGAAAACGAAGACAGCACAAUGUGAUCUACCCUCCGAUAAUCGUACCCCUUUUCAGUGCAAUUUUGAGGACAAAAAUGAUGACGAGAUGGGAUCAGGGGAUGAAUUUGAAGAUGAAGGUGAUAUUGGGGAGAUGUAUGAAAAUGCAUGGCGUCCUGAAAAUAUGGAUGGAAGCUAUUUCCCUGAGGAUGAUGGUUACAACUAUAAUGAUGAUGAUUACUGAAAAGUUUCUAUUUGCCUUUAUGCUGUAAUUAUCUUCGAUUAUUUUGCAAUCCUUAUUCAACAUGACUGGCAGCUGGGGAACCAUAGAGGUAUAGGCCAACAUUUCAACAAUUAUAAAUUGAGUAUUUAUGCUGGGUCGUAUGCCUAGAACUUUCUGCUACCAUACUUCCUAAUCUAUUAUUGCUUUAUGCCUCUCUCUUUUAAUCAGUGGAAUUACAGAGG